Cryptococcus wingfieldii CBS 7118 is the source of this 765-nucleotide messenger RNA. RefSeq lists its product as hypothetical. NCBI's taxonomy places the organism in Eukaryota, Fungi, Basidiomycota, Tremellomycetes, Tremellales, Cryptococcaceae. Bases 1 to 765 code for a protein of 254 amino acids. The record is from RefSeq and is a predicted model, not a curated record. The transcript is spliced from 2 exons.
AUGCCUGGCCCCGCGAACGAAGCCCCCACGAGCGCAGAAGCCCUCUUCUACCAGUAUGUCUUCCCAAGGCUCCCCACAGACGCCCAAACCCUCUUCCGGGAGCCCCCCACCAUCGCAAACCCCUCGUCCUUCCUCCCCCUCUUCCGCCUCCUCGCUCCCUACAUCGGCUACUUUAUCACACUCGUCGCCUUCAUCAUCGUUUGGACAGCCCUCUCCAGUAUAGUGGGCUACAUGUCCCGCAUAUUCCGCUUCUCCUUGCGAUUGAUUCCAGUGAUCGCAAUCGCGGCCUGGGUGAUGGCCAGCUCGGAACAGGGGACGUUAGAGGAGCUUUUGGAGUUGAUGAAGCAAUGGGCUGGGCUGGUACCCACAGACGGGCGACGCGAAGCCAGUCCAGGCGUUGCUUCACUCGUCAAUUUGCUGGGCGCUGCCAAGGAUGGAAAUCCCUCCAGUCAACCAAGGCGAAACCCCAGCCGUCAAGGAAGAGCGCGGUCGCGAUCUCCCCCCUACUCUUCCCGAGAAAAGCCCGACCCUGUUGCUGCCCGCGCCGAUAACAAAGGUGCCGAGAAAGGGCAAGCAGGGAGACUUGACUUCAUUUCGUCCGUGUUGAGCUCCGCCGUGGGCAGCAAAAAUGCCGAUGACAGUGCCAACGAAUGGCAGAGAAUGCUUCAGGAUUAUGUGAGGCAGUCUGUCUUGAAAGCAUCUGGUGUGGAUUGGCUUUUUGGCAGACAGGAAAAAGAUGAGAAGAAGGCGCGGGGAUGGUGGUAA